This is a messenger RNA of Magnolia sinica, 2595 nucleotides long. RefSeq names its product disease resistance protein SUMM2-like. The record is from RefSeq and is a predicted model, not a curated record. Lineage: Eukaryota; Viridiplantae; Streptophyta; Magnoliopsida; Magnoliales; Magnoliaceae. Bases 1 to 2595 code for a protein of 864 amino acids. Gene Ontology annotation, molecular function: ADP binding; protein binding. The transcript has 2 exons.
AUGCAGGAAUUGCGUAGCAGGGAGUCUGAUGUAAAGAAUGAACUGAAGACAGCGAAGAUAGAAGAAGAUCUUAAAAUAGGGAGAUAUUUCUCCCUCUCGCUGGUAGGAUUGGGAAAGCUUGUCAUAAAGAAGACCGAAGAGGUGGUGAACCUCAAGAAGAGAGGCCGUUUUUCAGAAGGGUUACUUGCUAAUCUAUUACCCGAAAGUGAAAGCAUGCCCAUGACGAAACUCGUGGGUAGAACGACAGCCCAAAGAAAUUUGGAACAGAUUUGGGGAUCUUUGAGGGAUCACAACAUCAGAACUAUUGGUGUCUAUGGCAUGGGGGGAGUUGGCAAGACCACCAUCAUGACCCACAUUUACAAUCAAAUAAAGAGCUUCAGAAGAUUAGGCAUUGCUAUUUGGGUGACAGUGUCUAAUGAUUUGAAUAUUGAGAAAAUACAAAAUGGUAUUGCACAAGCAAUAAGAUUGGAAUUUUCUGAUAAAGAUGAUGAAAUGAGCAGGUCAAUGAAAUUGUUUGAGGGUUUGAAGCAUAGGGAGAAGUUUGUUAUCAUCUUUGAUGAUGUGUGGAAACCGUUUUCAUUGGAAAAGGUAGGGAUUCCUGAGGGCAAUGCAUUCAAAAUUGUAUUGACUACUCGAUUAAAAAAUGUGUGCCGAGGCAUGAGGUGUCAAAAAAAGGUUGAAGUGCAGGUUCUUUCAAGAGAAGAAGCAUGGGAAUUGUUCCAGGAAAGGCUCGGGGCUGAUGUGGUGCUUCCUCCAGAAGUAGAACCGACCGCGAAGCUUGUCACUGAAGAAUGUGGUGGUUUGCCGCUUGGAAUCAUCACGGUAGCAAGAGCAAUGAGAGAAAAAGGUGACAUUAGAGAAUGGAGAAAUGCAUUGGACGAGUUAAAAUGCUCAAUGACAGAGAUUGAAGGCAUGGAUGAUGAAGUUUUUCCAAUUUUAAAAUUUAGUUAUGAUCGACUAAAAUCUGAGCGGAUUCGAUCUUGUUUCUUGUAUUGUGCGUUGUACCCAGAGGACUAUGCAUUCUAUGAUGAAGAACUGAUAGGGUAUUGGAUAGCAGAAGGAUUGAUAGAUGAUAUGGGAGACUGGGAAAAGGAACUCGACAAAGGCCACACAAUAUUGAAUGGACUGAUAGAUGUUUGUAUGUUGGUAAAGAGGUUUGAUGAUUGUAUAGUAAUGCAUGAUCUAAUCAGAGACUUAGCCAUCAGCAUUACAAGGAAGAGCCCUCGGUUUGUGGUUAAGGUUGGGACUGGAAUAAGGGGAUCAAUGGGUGUAGAAGAAUUUACUUCAGAGGUUGAAAGAAUCUCAUUAAUGAGAAAUGAAAUUAAAAUGCUUUUAGGCCAACCCAAUUGCCCAAAACUCUCGACAUUAUUGUUGCAACGUAACCCUCCCUUACGCAACAUUUCUCAUUGUUUCUUCGAUCGCAUGAAUAACCUAAGAGUUCUCAAUCUCUCUUACACAAGUAUUGAGUAUGUGCCAGUAUCAGUUUCCAACUUGGAGAACCUGUCUGUACUCUUAUUAAAUAAUUGUUGGAGGUUAACUGAGGUACCGUCCUUAGCAAAGCUCAAGCGUCUCAGGCUUUUGAACCUCUCUAAUACUAGCAUCAAAGAAGUGCCAGAUGGGAUGGAAUGUUUGGUUAACCUCAAAGAGCUUUAUGUUGGAUCUGAAGAAUGGGUUGAUUUUGAUAGGUAUGUCAGAUCUGGGCAUUGGAAAUGCUUGAAACUCGUCGAUCUCAGUUCAAAGUUUGGAUAUCUCACCUUAGAGACAAAUAGGUUGGUUGCUAUUGGUUGUAAUUUCGUUGAGGAAGAGAGCUCCUCAGUGCCUCCUGAUAAUAUUGUUGAGCUGAUUCUGAAUGAAUGUGAGCUGUUAAGCUUACGCGGCCUGUCUCGCUUGCAAUGCUUGCAAAAAUGUAAGAUCUCGUUCUGUAGCAUGAAAUGGUUGUUGCCAAUGGAAGACAACCCCACCAUGAGAUCUUUACCAUCAAUGACACCAACUGGUUCAUUUGCUUUCCUAAGACACCUGACUGUCUACAGAUGCCAAGUAUUGGAGAGUCUCAUGUCACUUGAAUUGUUUCAGCAGCUCCAAUGCCUCGAAAGAAUCGAUAUUGAAGGAUGUUCUGAGAUGGAGGAGGUGAUACAAGGAGGAGAAGCUAUGGUUGAAGAAGGUGAUAACAAUAAAAAUAAUAAUCCUGCCGUGCUUCCAAAGUUGAGGGAGUUCUAUUUGAUAAAUUUAGGGAAAUUGAAAAGUGUUUGUAAGCGGGUUAUCAUUUGCCCUUCCCUGAGUGAGAUUUCUAUAGUGGGUUGUUGUCAGUUGAAGAAGCUCUCUCUUUCGUUGGGUAACUCAACGUCUGUUGUGGAAGGAACGAUCGAAGGAAGCAAAGAGUGGUUGGAUGCGUUGGCGUGGGAUGAUCCCAACACCAAAACACUCCUGCUACCUCUUUUUCAAGAAGCUGAAGCAAAAGAAGAAGAAGAAGAAGAAAAAGCAGAAAAAGCCGCAGCACCAGCAGCACCAGCAGCAGCAGGAGGAGGAUGUGGAAUCAAAAGAAAAGCAGAGCAACAGGUUUCUUCGACAUACCAGCAGCCACUAUCUUCUUACUAA